Molecule: messenger RNA, 390 nt
Organism: Rhodotorula toruloides NP11
Lineage: Eukaryota; Fungi; Basidiomycota; Microbotryomycetes; Sporidiobolales; Sporidiobolaceae
Product: 40S ribosomal protein s22
Exons: 4
Coding region: 1-390 (129 amino acids)
Biological process (GO): translation
Cellular component (GO): ribosome; cytosolic small ribosomal subunit
Molecular function (GO): structural constituent of ribosome
Source: RefSeq, a predicted model, not a curated record
AUGCGUGUCUCCGUUCUCGCCGACUGCCUCAACAACAUUGUCAACGCUGAGAAGCGUGGCAAGCGCCAGGUGCUCAUCCGCCCGAGCUCCAAGGUCAUCAUCCGCUUCCUCACCGUCAUGCAGAAGCACGGCUACAUCGAGGAGUUUGAGGAGAUUGACGACCACCGCUCGAACAAGAUUGUCGUCCAGCUCAACGGUCGCAUCAACAAGUGCGGUGUCAUCUCGCCCCGCUUCAACAUCCGCCUCCCGGACGUCGAGAAGUGGGUCUCGAUGCUCCUCCCCGCCCGUUCGUUCGGCUACAUCAUCCUCACCACCUCCGCCGGCAUCAUGGACCACGAGGAGGCCCGCCGCAAGCACGUCGCCGGCAAGGUCCUCGGUUUCGUCUACUAA